Messenger RNA from Scophthalmus maximus (turbot), 2796 nucleotides. It is a transcript of the gene rybpb, whose product is annotated as RING1 and YY1 binding protein b. Gene Ontology annotation, molecular function: DNA binding; transcription coregulator activity. The coding region runs from base 133 to 1089 and encodes 318 amino acids. Gene Ontology annotation, biological process: positive regulation of DNA-templated transcription. The transcript has 5 exons. Gene Ontology annotation, cellular component: nucleus. NCBI's taxonomy places the organism in Eukaryota, Metazoa, Chordata, Actinopteri, Pleuronectiformes, Scophthalmidae. The record is from RefSeq and is a predicted model, not a curated record.
GUCUGCCAACAGCCUCAGCAGCGGCUCUAUCUGGAUCCUGCUCCGCUCGCUGACAAUUACAAGAAGAGAAAAAAAAGGAGGCCCCCCCCCCCCCCCCGUUUUCUUCUUUAUUUGCGAGGACUACUCUUCACCAUGGGCGACAAGAAGAGCCCGACCAGGCCAAAGAGACAAGCCAAACAGAGCGCCGACGACGGCUACUGGGACUGUAGCGUGUGCACCUUCAGGAACACCGCCGAGGCGUUUAAAUGCAGCAUCUGCGAUGUGAGGAAGGGCACAUCCACAAGGAAACCCAGGAUCAACUCCCAGCUGGUUGCCCAGCAGGUGGCUCAGCAGUACCCGAUGCCUCCCCCGCCCAAGAAGGAGCGUAGGGAGCGGAGCGAGCGCACGGAGAAGGACCGCCCUGACGGAGAAGGAGAGCGUGCCAACGGAGAGGGACGUCCGGAGGGGGAACGUCCGGAGGGCGAACGUCCGGAGGGCGAGUGCCCAGAGGGUGAACGCCCAGAGGUCGAGCGUCAGGAGGUCCAGCGUCAGGAGGUCCAGCGUCAGGAGGUCCAGCGUCCAGAGGUCCUGCAUCCAGAGGUCGAACGUCCAGAGGUUAAGCGUCCAGAGGUUAAGCGUCCAGAGGUAGACACCCCAGAGAAGGAAAAGAACGACAAGGAACAGCCCAUCAAAGACAAACCCGACAGAGAGAAGGAGAUCAUCCCUGCCGUCACGAAGAAGCCCAGCAACAAAAAGACCAGACCCAAGUCAGACAACCACCAGAGCCCACCCAGCGACAAACACAGCAUACAGUCUGGCAAAUCAGCGACCAAGACCAACAAGAACUCUCACAUCUCCAGACCCAAACUGAAGAACAUCGACCGGAGCACCGCCCAGCAGUUGGCCAUCACCGUCGGGAACGUGACGGUCAUCAUAACAGACUUUAAGGAGAAGACCCGCUCCUCCUCCACGUCCUCAUCCACCAUCACGUCCAGCGCGGGCUCCGAACAGCAGCACCAGAGCUCCGGCUCCGAGAGCAUGGACAAGGGCUCGUCACGCGCCUCCACGCCCAAAGGGGAUCUCUCUCUGGGGCAUGACGAGUCGUUCUGAGGACCCACCCACCCCCACCCCACCCCCUCCAACCAAGUCCUCACCCUGCACCACUUCCCCCCUUUUCCUCCCCCACGUUUCUGGACACUAUGGAUCUCAUAGGGGGAGAGAUUUCACCUUUCCCAUCGCUGCCCUGCCUCCAUUCCAUAAGCCUCCCCCGGAUGCGGAGAGGAUCUGGCUGGCGGAGAGGAACAGUGACAGUGCGCCUGUCGGGGAAACAAACCCCCUGCUUGGAGAACUUCUCUCGUGGUUACACCCGCGGCACAUUGCGAGGAGAGCCGGGCUACAAAGAGUAACGCCCCCAAACCCCCCACCCACCCCCAAACGCCCCCUGCGGUAGCAUCCAGACACUUGUAUGUAUUGUUUUAUAUUUGUAUGUGGAUGUGAGGCCAAGUCGACAUUUUUUGUUUUGUUUUUUGUUUUUGUAAAAGAAGAUUUCUUCGCUGGGCACAAAUAACCACCAUCAUUUUAAUAACUUUAAACUAUUAUUACCCUUAUUUAUUACCUGUUGCACCUGUAUACUUUGAUAAUCUCCUUUUUACGUUGAAGCUUUGCCGUGUAGCUCUGCCGACCGACCGACCGCUCCUUCAGUGUUUUUAUUGCAGUUUGAAAAGCGAUAGGACAAGACUCGAGUCACCGACAGACACACACACACCACAUACACACACACACACACACACACACACACACACACACACUCACACUGGUGCUAGAUACACUGUGAAGCGGUUUUGGCAGAUCUGGGAUUGCCCCAGUCACUCAACGUGACAACGUGCUGAUGGAUCAGAUUCUCCGUCGCUCCUCUCGACGACACUGUCUCACCCUGAACACCGUCUGGACCUCCGACGGGUCCGUCUGCUUGUUCUGUACAGGUUUCAUUUCAUCAGCAGGAUCUCACCCGAAGUUCAGGCGCCUGAGCUUUUCGGACUGGACUGUCUUAUGAUUUGGUUUAUGCUAUAGCAGAUCUCGUAUACAGCGUCUUCUCUCCUUAACUGUACAGUUGUAGGCUGUUGUGUAAAACACUAAAAAGCUGUUGCUAUUUUUUCUGCAUUCCACACGUAAAUGUGAGUUUUCUGGCCCAAGGUAGAGCUGUCCUCUCAUCGCCUGAGCCCGAGCUUUUCCUCCGUCGUGACUAAAGGAUGCUUACACACAGUUCCACUUGGUAAAACCAUAUCGAACUGUAAAAACACACCUGUUGUGUCGAGCUGUUGUGAAUGGAUUUCAUUUCUUUCUUUUCUUUUUUUUGUUCUCUGAUCCCGAAGACAAUUUUGAAUCUCUCAACACGAUAUUUCCCAGAAAACAAUAGCAAAGACACAAACAAAUUGCAAAAGAUUUGACAAUUUGAUUUUCGUUUUUAUUUUUCUAUUAAUUUCAGACUCCUGUCAUUGAAGGCAAAAAUAAUAAUAAUAUUACAGUAGUUAAUAGAACAUAAUUGCUCGUUUCAAAUUUUUUUUUUAGAACAGCAAGGCUUAUUUAAAGGUUUUAAUUCACUUUCACGUUAGCUGAUAUUAGACCAACAUACUUUUCCUUUUAACUGUAUGAAAUUGUAUAAAGAAUAAAUGUGUAUAUGAUAUCUUAGUUUUAUUUAUUGAAGGACCAAAGGAAUUUCAUAAUGACAUGAUACAUAGACAGAUGAAUAACAAUUUGAAAUGCAAUUAUCUAAUGUGUGAGAUGAAUAACAGUUUAAAUAAAGACUAAUAUAAUCCA